AUGGGGGACCACAGCUACGGGCGGUUGGCGCUCAUCAUCAUCUCUGUCUGUAUAUUCAUCGUGGUGUUGGGACUUAAUGGAGCAGCCGGACCUGGACUGCCUCCCUUCCUGAACGGCACGGGGGACAUAUCGGACGCCUAUGACACCCAGAUCACCCCGUCCGGCUGGACCUUCUCCAUCUGGGGCGUGAUCUAUACCUGGCUGACCCUCAUGCUGGCGUACAUAUGCAGCAUGACCUGCAGGAGGAAUGCCUAUGGGUAUAUGUACUGCAGUCCUCCUCUGCUGCCAUAUGGGUUCUUCUGCUGCUGGCUGUUCAAUAUGGCAAUCAACAUCGCAUGGCUCCUGCUCUGGGACAGACAGGAGAUGAUCGCGGCAUUUGUGGUUUUGGCCUUGGUGGCCUUCUCCAACUACUCAAUGAUUUUCUUCACCUGUGUGGGGCUGAACUCAUACGGAGCCUGGCUCAACAAGUACCACAAGGUGGACCUCUGGCUCAUGAGGAUACUGGUCCUGAAUGGCAUUGGGGUGUACACCGCAUGGACCACGAUAGCCACCCUCAUCAACAUGACCAUCAUCAUGGACUACAAUGGAGGACUGACGUCAUUGGAUGCCGGCACCGUGUCCCUCUCGAUCCUAUCGGUGGAGGUCCUCCUUUGGUUUGUCUUGGAGAACACGAUAUUGGAUAAGCACGUCCGCUACCUCUUGACUAUCUACCCCGUUGUCAUUGUGGCGCUCACCGGAAACAUGACCAAGAACUUCAACCCAGAGGCCCCCAGCCGCAAUGGCAUCUUCAUCGCUGUGCUGCUGGCUCUGGCGUGCAGCCUGUUCCUGGUGCGUGUGGUGCUGGUUAUCUGGAGGCAUUUGAAGAGGCCAAUCUAUUCCAGCAUGGCCACCGCCGCUGACCUGUCACCCUUGGACAUCGCCGAGAAGCAGAAGAAGAUCUAUGCCUAGAAGAUGGGUUGACCACUCCAAGGAUAUGAACAUACCACGUUGACCACUCCAGAGAUAUAAGCACUAAAUGCCACUUUGACCACUAUUCCUUUGUAUUGGAGUGAAUGCUUCAAGUCCGAUAGUCGCUAUGUUUAGCCAGUAUAUUGCUGCCAUCAGUUGCUGUCAAUGUGAUACCCACAAUAUCCUGUAAAAUAUCAUGAUACUGGCCCAAGAUGGUGGUGCCCUGGGUUGGACCAUGCCAAAAGUUUGAACAUGGGCUGGAUCUCAUUAAUGGCACACUUGUGCACUUCGGGCACUAUGUUUCAGUGCACAACUAAUACGGCAUACGCACUGAAACAUGAACACUAAAGUGCACAAGUGCACCAUUUGAGAUUCAGCCAUGGACUAUAGUGUUCAUAUCUAUGGAGUGGUGUGGAGUGCUGCGGUGUCAGUGUGAGCUACCCGUCGACAGUGAUGAUGGGCAAUCUGGAUUCAGAAGCUACAGUCCAGUGCCACAAAUUAAUGUUUUGUUAUAUGUAAUAACUGACAAAGGUAAUGACAAAAAGUAUUUUAUUGCUGUAUAUUUUGUACACAAGCUAUGAUAUUUUUUUGAAUAAGUUCUGUACAGACGUGACCACAGGAACAAAAGUGGUUGUUAUUGUUGUUGUUUUUUUUUUGCCCAACCUUCACUUUUUUUGCUGUGGUUGUGGAAAUGCUACUGACUUCUGACUACUGGUUAUGUAAGUUUGAAAUAAUUAAAAGAUUUUUUUUAUUUGUAUACAUGAAAUGUGUUUUAUAUGAUCACCUGAUAUUGUGUUAAA
Engraulis encrasicolus (European anchovy) is the source of this 1748-nucleotide messenger RNA. RefSeq lists its product as uncharacterized. The transcript has 7 exons. Bases 1 to 948 code for a protein of 315 amino acids. NCBI's taxonomy places the organism in Eukaryota, Metazoa, Chordata, Actinopteri, Clupeiformes, Engraulidae. The record is from RefSeq and is a predicted model, not a curated record.